Callorhinchus milii (elephant shark) is the source of this 1474-nucleotide messenger RNA. RefSeq names its product alpha-1,4-N-acetylglucosaminyltransferase-like. Gene Ontology annotation, molecular function: acetylglucosaminyltransferase activity. Lineage: Eukaryota; Metazoa; Chordata; Chondrichthyes; Chimaeriformes; Callorhinchidae. Bases 101 to 1114 code for a protein of 337 amino acids. Gene Ontology annotation, biological process: protein O-linked glycosylation. The record is from RefSeq and is a predicted model, not a curated record. The transcript has 3 exons.
UGCAGUAUAUUCUGUGAAGGGCUUUGACACGUCUUGAAAAAUCUUGGAGGUGGUGUUCGCCAACAAAACAACGUUUGAAGCAAGUUCUCCGCAGCGAGCUAUGAAGAGACUACACAAAGGCUACCUCGUCGCUCCUCUUCUCGUAAUCUGCAUUGUAUUAUACUUGCAAAAUGACUUCAAUCACUAUUUCCAACAAAGAUACCCUUUGAAAGAUAAAUACGAUGUGGAUUUUGAUAAUUCAAGUUUAAUCCCAGAUCCUGGGAUCAUGUUUGUGCAGACUACAAAUGAGAUGGAGCCGACACCACUGGCUCUAUGUGCCGUGGAAUCAGCUGCUCGGGAGAAUCCAGAUAAACCUGUUUAUUACUUUAUGAAGGGACUCAGCGGGAAUUUAUCACAAUAUCCAUUCCCUCAGUAUUUUGCUGCUCCCAUGCUUUCAUCAAUCAAGAACGUUGUAUUGGUUCCCUUGAAGCUCAAGGCAUUGUUUCAAAAUACCCCUUUGAGUUUCUGGUAUCAACAGGUAAAUUCAUCCCGGGAACAAUACUGGAUUCAUGUGCUCUCUGACGCCUGCAGGAUAGCACUUCUGUGGAAAUACGGUGGCAUCUACCUGGAUACAGAUAUUAUUUCCCUGAAGCCUUUGAAUUUCACAAACUUUAUCUGCUCACAAGGAAACAGUAUUGCCAAUAAUGCAGCCCUCGGUUUUCAGAAUCAGCAUCAAUUCAUGUGGGACUGCAUGGAAGACUUUGUCACCAACUACAAUGGGCAGAUCUGGGGUCAACAAGGUCCGGGACUGAUCAGUCGUGUGUUGAAACAAUGGUGUCAGUCUGAUAACCUUGACAAACUUCUUGACUUGCAAUGCAAUGGCAUUUCUUUCUUGUCUCCCAGAUACUUUUAUCCAAUUGCAUUCGCUGAGUGGCAGAGGUUCUUUCAGCCCUGGAAUAAGAACGAUAUUGAAUCCUUUUUCCCAGAUACAAAAGGGGUGCACAUCUGGAACUUCAUGAACAAGGGACAACAAAAACGAGUGGUUGCUGGAAGUGGGACAUUAAUAGAGCGUUUGUUUUUAAAGUAUUGUCCGACUACUUAUAAGGUUUUUGUAAAAUGUAGCAGCUUUAUAUAGUAAAUUUUGCACACGGAAGAGGUAAAUACGCGUUAUUGCAGCAUCAGCCUCCAACCAUAAUAUUCUUGUGUUGUAUGACACUGUGGAGGAUAAUGACAUACGGUAUACCUUGUAUCUUAUAUAUAAUGGACAACUGGGAGAUCAAUAAUAAUAAUAAUAAUUAUUCUUACAUUUAAUCUGGGCCUUUUCAUGUCUUCAAGAUGUUCCAAAGAACAUCACAGGAUAGACUGUAAAAUGGUGUGGAGGUGUGUCUUUUGUGGGGGAAUGUAAUGGUUUAUGAUUGCUUGUGAAACUUUGCCGUUGCAAAACAGCUGCCGUGUUUGAUUUGAAUAAAUAAUCACUAAAUUUGAGUUAUUGAGA